AUGAAUAUUAUUACCCCAGAAACAAUCAAAGUUUCGAAAACUAAUAGUUCUAGUAGUUCUAAUAGCAAUCAUUUUACUAUGGUUACAGAGAAAAUCGAUUUCAGCGAUCCAAGGCCAUUAUUAAGAUUUAAGACACUAUUAGCUCAUUAAAUCAUAAAAUAGUGA
Messenger RNA from Paramecium octaurelia, 165 nucleotides. NCBI's taxonomy places the organism in Eukaryota, Ciliophora, Oligohymenophorea, Peniculida, Parameciidae. The record is from the annotation of a GenBank genome assembly.